This is a messenger RNA of Xyrichtys novacula (pearly razorfish), 5081 nucleotides long. The record is from the annotation of a GenBank genome assembly. Lineage: Eukaryota; Metazoa; Chordata; Actinopteri; Labriformes; Labridae.
AUGAGGGCGGAAAUAAACAAAACCACUACUGCAGCUGCAUCCGAUGUGAGCCCACACAACAACAACAGUGUGAUUCAGAAAGGAUACAGCUUCAUCGAAUAUAUAUUACCUGAGAGUGAGUGCUCAUGGCCCAUUAAGAGCCCACAAAGAUGCAAAAGAGGAUGAUGUUGGUGAAGAGGGUGUGGUGGAUAAUGUCUUUUAAGAGGGUUUAGAAGUUUGAGCAACACUACUCAUUAUACCGAGAAGAAAAAAAUGUAAUCCUAGAAAUUUUGAUUUCAAAUAAUUAAGUCUGGUUUCCAACCAUGUUUCUUCACCCACAGAUCUGCCCUUCAGAUAAUCCAAUACACUAAGCCUUUUCCAAUAGAUAUUCACCUUCCUUAAAGGUCCAGAUCUUUGUUCCUUCACCAGUUUGUUCCUAGAUGCUGUGCGCCUUGUCAUUGUCUUGCUAUGUGUUUUUCCUUUAGAUCCACUCAAACCUGAGCCUGCCUCCCUUUAACGUUUUACAGGUUAGUCUGUGUUUGGGUCCAGUUUUUCCAUCCAGGUCACAGAGUCACGGCUUGGUUAUUCCCUUUGACGUGCUGCUGUUGUUUGUUUGUGUUUUUGUGUGAUAUUUACCUCCUCAAUUUUUGAAAAUGGCGUAUUUUAUUCCAUUACAAAGCAAUAAUGGAUAACGAUUUCAUGUUCAAUGACAAACUACUACAAACUACUGAUAAAGGCACACAAAUGUAUUUUAUUCACACUUUUGAAGUUAGACAGAAAAAAGUGUUUGUAUGUAGCAACAUAAGCCAAGACUGCUUUGUCCACUGGGGGCAUCAAAAUCAACACAAACCAAGAGUUCCUUACUGGAGCUUUAAUUAUGCCAUGGGGAAAAAAAUGGGAUUGGGUCUCUGUUAGUCAUGUGCAAGAACCAUUAAGACUCACAGUCUACACCAGCUCUCUUUCAAAAGCGCCCAGAUAAAGAACAUUAGCUCUACAUAAACAGAGAGAAUACUGUUACUUAUACCAGUAAGGCUAAAGUUGUUUUAUUUUGUACCAGGCUAAAAACAUGUUUAAUUUUGGCUUCAUCUCUUAAGCCUGCUUUUAGCUAAAUGUAUUCCCUGGUUUCCAUGUGCUAAGCUAACUUGCUGCUAGCUCUACUCACAUUUAGCACACUCUGAUGAAAGUAGCCACACUUUUUUCAUAAACUUUCAGCAAGAAAGCCAACACAUUUCCCCAUAAGUUUCUUGUUCCUUUUAAGCGAAUGUGCCCUAACCUCCAGAGACGUGGAGUUUAGCCCGUAGAGCCUUGCUGGCUCUCAGGCUUAGCCCUCCAUUUAUAACAAAACACUGCUGCUUCUCUCUUCCCCUAAUGAGGGCUGGAGGGAUAUAUUGGCCCUUUAGCUGUUUUCAUUUCUCUCUCUGUUUUUCUUACUCUCUCUCUCUCUCUCUUUCUCUCUCUCUUUUGCCUCCUACACUGCAGUCAGGCAAGCAGUGUUAAAUAUCUCAUCAUAUUUUAUCCUCCAGCCUGCCAUCAAUUUCAAGCUGUUCUCCUCUCAUUUACAUCAGUGCAUCACCAUCCAUGCUAUCAGGAUACACAUCAGCUGCCAAACGUGCAUUUAUACUCAUCUCACUUGGUGCAAUGAAAGAGGAUGAACAGUUUCCACCCUCAGUGGUAACACGCUGCGUCCUCCAAGCACAUUUAUGCAAAAUUCGAUUCAAUUUCAUGAACCAUAAAACUGUAAUAACAGCAGAAUCAAUUAUACUGCUUUUUUACCCUCUGUUUCGCUCUUGUCAGGCCUAAUGGUGUCGUGUUACAACUCCAUCCCAGCAGCCUGCUUCAUGUUUUCAUCCUGACAUGAAGCUGCUGAUUGUCUCCCAGAAGAGGCCAGAUGAACACAGGUGCUCCCUCACACACACCAGAGAUGGAGCGGAAUCAGGAGUGAGAUGAGUGGGAGCAAAGCACUGCACUGCUCUCUAUAGGAUUGUUUACGACAGUGCAGUCCUCCAUUAAUGCAUUCAGUUUUCCACGCUCUUUAAAUGCAAAUUUAUAGUCCUAAAAGUGUCUGAACCACAUUUCGACAAUCAAUCUCAAUAUCAACAGAAAUAGUUAAGAAACGCUGUUUUUUAGACAAGGUUGUAAAUCCAGAAGAAAGACCUUUUUUUAAUGUAUUUAUUACCUUUUGGAUCAUUUUGUGUCCGUAUCUUCCAGCCCACUGAAAAAAAACUCAUCACAAGAGCUUUCACACUUAGAUUUCAAUCAGAAGAAUAUCAGUGCUACCCUCAGACUCUUUUCAAUGUGACACUGAAAGGCUGAGAAAUGUUGUUUCUAUCACCAAUGCUGACUUUCCCAGGUUUUCCUCUAACUCUUAAGUUUCUGUUCGGUGCACCUGUGCUGUCAGGGUGACCUUUGCUGUUGGCUGAAAUGCUGGCUAACUUUGUGUCUCUGUUGCUGCAUGUCCUUGGUCAGCACCCCUGCAGUUUGUGAAAAAUUCAACUGUGAGAUCAUAACGACAGAUGACUUAACACACACCAUGGAUUAUUACACUACCUUGCCUGAUCAAAAAUAUAUAGAAACCUGGUUCAAGCUUAUGUGGCAAAAGAGGGAAUCCACACAUAGUCUGCAGUGUGAUGUGAUUAAAGCUCCUGUGAGGAACUAUCUGUUUGUGUCAACUUUAGAGCGCCCUGUGGAAAAACAAGUCUUUGCUUAUCUCGUCCUCUGCAUGCUUCACUCCUUUUCGCCUUUGAUAAUAUAUUUCACCAAUCUGUGCUUAUACAAUAAUAUGAUGGGUGGCGCUGUAACUUACUUUGUGUAGCAUUAUAGCAUUAACAAGCAAAGAAGCUCUGCCUAAAGAGAGAGGAGCCAGGUAUAGGUGAAGGUAUUGAUGAGAAGAACAGUUCUUUCGACUGCACUGAAUCUUUAGAAUCCGUUCAUUAAAACGAUUCGUUCAAAAGAUUCGCUCACCAAAUCAGUCAGUGUUUUGGAGCCCCAUCCUGCUGGUGCAGUACAUGAGUUAGUGACACAGCCGUUUUUGUGACAGAAAGUGAUAAAGUAACAAAAAAACGCCCUUUUCUCUGAGAGUAAAUGUCUGUAUGAUAUUUAAUGAUUUUAAAGCUGUUUUAUCAUCAGUAGCUUUUGUUUGUAUCAGCCUCCAGCAGAUUUCAUCUAACUCCGUUUUUGUUGAAACUGAAACAUUUUUCUUUUAGAACAAACAAAAGUAACAUAAAAAUAGUCUCUUGUCUAUGCUUUUAAUUCUAGGCAGAAACACUCUGUACAGAGCAUUUUAAUGCUGAGUUUUCUUCCAACAAAGGCGGAUGUGCAGCACAGUUGACUCUCUUGACAGAGCUCACAGUAUUCAGUUCUUUUCUGUUCAUCUGGCACCAUGACUCAUGAAUUGAUUAAUGGCAUGUUUUUAAGUGCUAACUUCUUUCAAAGACUUGUUUAAACUUUUCAUUUCAUGUAAAAACAUGUUUAAUUAUUUUACUAUUUAAUCAAUUAUUUCAUGGACCUGUACUGCAGUGCUUCAUGAAUUUAUUUUAUCUGUCAAACUCACCCAUCAAAGUCAGUGGGCGGAUUCUAACACCUGAUUGGUUACCUGGCAUAUCAAGUCAAGACAGAUCAACUCCAGCUAAUGGAUUGAUGCAGCCAUUCUAUGGUCAAUACCUUGGUUGUAGAGUGUGGGGAUAACUCCAAAAUUUUCACUUAAUUCCUCUGCUUUACACACUGCAUGCUUUAGGUCAGUGUUUCUCAAACUUUUCAAACUCACAGCAACUUUCAAAAGUGCAUAUUUAAUUUCCAUUUUUAUUAAUUAAUGGCAUACAUAAGUAUGUAUUUGAAGAUGUAUUUAUUUAUUUCAUUCUGUCUCUUUUUGUCCUUCAUACAUUACUGAGCUGACAAGCAAUGUGUAUCGCCACCCUUAUCCAGGUAAACGAACUCAGACAGACCUUCUUCGUCCUCAGGGACCAGGAGGAGCUCAGGAGACCAUGUAAGACAAAAGUGAGAUAAGACAAAGAUUGGUUAGUAAGAAAGUCAUAAAACUAUUGAUCAAAAAAUUAUAUUAAACAGAUUCAGAAGCUUAUACUUACUUUCUUCGGCCUCAGGAACCAGGAGGAGCUCAGGAGACCAUGUAAGACAAAGGUGAGAUAAGACAAAGAUUGGUUAGCAAGAAAGUCAUAAAACUAUUAUUCAAUAAAUUAUAUUAAAAUUAGGAGAUAUUUGAUCUGAUGAAAAAGCUCAUACUUACUUUUUUUGGUGUGUGUUGGGGCACACAUCCGCUCAGGUGGGAUAGAGAAAAAGCGAUAUUUAAGUGUUAGUGAGACUGGCAAAGACACUUUGAAUUACAAUGACAACAAUAGGACAUAAAUAAUUGACUCUUUUCUUGACAGCAGUAAAAUAAAUUUAACAAAGAUGGGCAGUAGGAAAUUAGGAUAUUAUCAUUGACAACACUUACUAAUGUCAAAUGUGAGAUUCUAAAGUCACUGGUUUGGGGCUGUUCUUUAAAAUUCAUAAAAUUAGCCAUUUAACUAGUCAAACCUUAACAUAAAUAAUUUAAUCAAUAAUAUGAGAUAGAUUUAGAAGCUUAUACUUACUUUUUUCGGCCUCAGUGGCCUAAAACAAAAAAAAAAAAAUGGUUAGUAAGACAGUCUUUCACCCAUUAUUCAAUGAAUAAUAUGAAUAUGAAGAGAGAUUUGAUCUGAUUCAAAAGUUUAGACUUACCUUUCAUGUUGCAUAGAUGGGCGGAGGUAACCAGCCCUCCCUCUGGUCACUGGCCUCUGACUGCCUGCCCCUUCUCCAAGCAAAGAAGUCAGAAACGCAAGCAGGAGGAGAAAGCUCAGAGGAAAAAAAAGGAAGGGGGAGCAGGGGAAGAAGGAGGAGCGAGACGAGGGGAAGAAGGAGGAGAGGAAUCCGGGGUAGAAGGAGGAGAGGAGUCGGGGGUAGAAGGAAGAGAGGAAUCAGGGGUAGAAGGAGGAGAGGAAUCAGGGGUAGAAGGAGGAGAGGAAUCAGGGGUAGAAGGAGGAGAGGAAUCCGUGGUAGAAGGAGGAGAGGAAUCCGGGGUAGAAGGAGGAGAGGAGUCAGAAAAGGAGAGCCAAAGAAGUCAGAUGUAG